CCCGGCCCGCCGCCGCCGCCGCAGCCCGGCCGCGCCCCGCGCCCCGCCGCCGCCGCCAUGGGCUGCCUCGGCAACAGUAAGACCGAGGACCAGCGCAACGAGGAGAAGGCGCAGCGCGAGGCCAACAAAAAGAUCGAGAAGCAGCUGCAGAAGGACAAGCAGGUCUACCGGGCCACGCACCGUCUGCUGCUGCUGGGUGCUGGAGAAUCUGGUAAAAGCACCAUUGUGAAGCAAAUGAGGAUCCUGCAUGUUAAUGGGUUUAAUGGAGAGGGCGGCGAAGAGGACCCGCAGGCUGCAAGGAGCAACAGCGAUGGUAGUGAGAAGGCCACCAAAGUGCAGGACAUCAAAAACAACCUGAAGGAGGCCAUCGAAACCAUUGUGGCCGCCAUGAGCAACCUGGUGCCCCCCGUGGAGCUGGCCAACCCUGAGAACCAGUUCAGAGUGGACUACAUUCUGAGCGUGAUGAACGUGCCCGACUUCGACUUCCCUCCUGAAUUCUACGAGCACGCCAAGGCUCUGUGGGAGGACGAAGGUGUGCGCGCCUGCUAUGAGCGCUCCAAUGAAUACCAGCUGAUCGACUGCGCUCAGUACUUCCUGGACAAGAUUGAUGUCAUCAAGCAGGCUGACUAUGUGCCCAGCGACCAGGAUCUGCUCCGCUGCCGUGUCCUGACUUCUGGGAUCUUUGAAACCAAGUUCCAGGUGGACAAAGUCAACUUCCACAUGUUUGACGUGGGUGGCCAGCGCGAUGAACGCCGCAAAUGGAUCCAGUGCUUCAACGACGUGACUGCCAUCAUCUUCGUGGUGGCCAGCAGCAGCUACAACAUGGUCAUUCGGGAGGACAACCAGACCAACCGCCUGCAGGAGGCUCUGAACCUCUUCAAGAGCAUCUGGAACAACAGAUGGCUGCGCACCAUCUCUGUGAUUCUGUUCCUCAACAAGCAAGACCUGCUCGCUGAGAAAGUCCUUGCUGGAAAAUCGAAAAUUGAGGACUACUUUCCAGAAUUUGCUCGCUACACUACUCCUGAGGAUGCCACUCCCGAGCCCGGAGAGGACCCACGCGUGACCCGGGCCAAGUACUUCAUCCGCGAUGAGUUUCUGAGAAUCAGCACUGCUAGUGGGGAUGGACGUCACUACUGCUACCCUCACUUCACCUGCGCUGUGGACACCGAGAACAUCCGCCGUGUGUUCAACGACUGCCGUGACAUCAUCCAACGCAUGCACCUCCGUCAGUACGAGCUGCUCUAAGAAGGGAGCGCCCAAAUUUAAUUAAGCCUUAAGCACAAUUAAUUAAAAGUGAAACGUGAUUGUACACGCGGUUAAUCACCCACCAUAGGGCAUGGUUAACAAAGCAACCUUUCCUUUCCCCCCCAAAGUGAUUUUGCGAAACCCCUUUUGCCUACAGCUUGCUUAAAUAUUCCAAAUUUAGAAAGCUUAAGGCGGCCUACAGAAAAAGAAGAGAAAAAUAAAAAGGCCACAAGAGUUCCCUCUAUCUUUCAGUAAAAAAAUAACAGCAGCAAAAAGAAAUAAAGAAAUACAAGAAAUAAAUGAAAAAA
This is a messenger RNA of Manis javanica (Malayan pangolin), 1553 nucleotides long. RefSeq names its product guanine nucleotide-binding protein G(s) subunit alpha. Gene Ontology annotation, cellular component: heterotrimeric G-protein complex; cytoplasm. Gene Ontology annotation, molecular function: insulin-like growth factor receptor binding; corticotropin-releasing hormone receptor 1 binding; D1 dopamine receptor binding. The record is from RefSeq and is a predicted model, not a curated record. Gene Ontology annotation, biological process: adenylate cyclase-activating dopamine receptor signaling pathway; sensory perception of chemical stimulus. NCBI's taxonomy places the organism in Eukaryota, Metazoa, Chordata, Mammalia, Pholidota, Manidae.